Molecule: messenger RNA, 876 nt
Organism: Trichoderma breve
Lineage: Eukaryota; Fungi; Ascomycota; Sordariomycetes; Hypocreales; Hypocreaceae
Exons: 1
Coding region: 1-876 (291 amino acids)
Source: RefSeq, a predicted model, not a curated record
AUGUCUUCCUCGACAAUCUUCUGGCCUCUUGAGGCAAUAGGACAAGACAUUUACUACAUAUCUCGGCACUCAGAUCCUGUAAUAAGUGUCAAAAAUUGUCCGCGGCUCAUUAUUCUAUGCACCUGGCUGGGUGGUGCAACGCCGAAUCGCAUCAAGAAAUACCUCGAUGGAUACUCGUCUUUAUAUCCCGGCUCAUCAAUCUUGCUCAUCACUGCCCGGUUCCUUGAGAUGGCUGCUCUUCCAUUUAGUGUAUUGCAUGCUCGACUUGCCCCGGCUCGAAAUAUCGUGAUACAGUAUGUUGAGGCAGAGACAGAACGGCCUUCGAUUCUAUGGCACAUCUUCUCGCAUGGUGGAUGCAACAGUACGAUACAGAUGGCUCUCAGCUUACACAACCAGCGCAGCGAUAUAGAUCUUUCCAAACAUGUGAGACUAUUCGUCUUGGACUGUUGUCCGGGAGACGCUUCAUUUGAGAAUGCGUACAAGGCCGCAGCUUAUUCUCUGCCGAAUGCCUUUCCCGCUCGCAUCGUGGGCCAAACUUUGUUGUAUCCAACUAUAGCGAUAAUCACUGGUCUUCAAAACGCGGGUCUAAUGAGAUCAGUGAAGCAUUUGAGGGCUCAUUUAAACGACCCAGCUGUACUGGGAACGGCAAGAAGACUUUACCUGUAUUCGAAGGCAGAUCAGGUAGUGAGAUGGGAAGAUGUAGAAGCUCAUAUUGAGGAUGCGAGGGUGCAGCAAGGCUUUCAGGCCGAAGGAGUUGCGUUUGAUGGGAGUCCGCAUUGUGCUUUGGUGCGGGAUCAUAGUAAUGAGUACUGGAAGACGAUUGCCUCCUAUUGGGAUGGCUCAGAAGCUUGGAAAUCUCCGGCGCCCAAGCUUUGA